Messenger RNA from Rhopalosiphum padi (bird cherry-oat aphid), 1566 nucleotides. RefSeq names its product UBX domain-containing protein 4-like. The record is from RefSeq and is a predicted model, not a curated record. NCBI's taxonomy places the organism in Eukaryota, Metazoa, Arthropoda, Insecta, Hemiptera, Aphididae. The transcript has 10 exons. The coding region runs from base 460 to 1506 and encodes 348 amino acids.
UACACAGUACACACACAUACACCCAAAUACUAUACGGUUGGCUAGUGCCCUAGUCAACUAACUAUAUGGCCGAGAGUCCGAUUGCCUGACAGGUAAUCAGAAUCGACCGUAGAUAACGUAUAAAUCGACGAUCGAAGUCGAGAGUGCUUGACAAUCUCGUAAAACGAUUUUAAGACCUCUUGCCGUUCUUCUCUUGGCUCGAAAAAAACGUAGUUGGGAAUGUUCGCGACACUGUGUUGCUGAGUGCAUCUAAUAUACCUACCUACCUACUGUGGUGGUUCCCGAAAAGAGACACUAAUUUUAAAUCCGUUUGGUGAGUACCCAGAUCCAACUCAAUAUUAUAUUUAAUUAUUGUGGCGGAUGUACUAAUGUCUAGUACUACUCCUACUACUACUACUACUACUACUACUAAUUAUUGUUAAGAUUUGACAGAAAGCAAUUUUUUCAACGUUGACAAUCAUGUCGUUACUCAAAUGGUAUGAAGGUGAUUCCAAAGCAGCACUACAACAGAUGAUGGACAGAAAUUGCGCGCUUUUGAUGUAUAUAGGAAAUGGAAAUGAUGAUCUUAUAAAGAUUUUUGAUGAUACAAAUAUCAUUCAAUCGCUGAAUAAUGAACUCAUUUUAUGUUAUAAAAUGGAUCCACUGAGUUCAAGUUUUAAAAAUUUUAAAGCUAUUUUCGAUAAUGUUGUUGUUCCUUCGAUUUAUUUAUUAGAAAAAAAUAAUUCUCAACAAUAUAUCAUAAACAAAAAACAAGUUUUAACGAAUCCCAAUGAUAUCCAACUGGAUUUAAAACGGCAAUUGUUGAAUGCUAUUCAAUGUAUUAUGAAAGAUAUUUCUGACACAAUCAAUAUUGAUGACAGUAAACAGAAAUAUUUACAAUAUUUGACUGAUAUUACUAACAAGUUGCGUGUCUUUGAUAGUCCUAAUAUAAAUUCUGGUGUCAAAAAAGUUGCGGAAGAAAUUAAAAAAUCUAAUGGUACUACAAGAAUUAAAUUCAAAGUUCCAUGCAAAGAUGCUACAAUAGUCAAAGAAUUUCAAACAAAUUCUUUAUUCAGAGAUAUCGCAUUUUAUAUAGUAAACAAAGUAAAUCUCACAAGAAGACGUAUAAAAUUUAUAGCUCAUCGACAAUUUAGUGAUGAAGAUUUUGACCAAACAUUAGAUGCAUUAAAUUUGUGUCCAUCAUCAACUAUUUAUGUACAUAUAGAUAAGGAAGAAUCAAAUCAGUGGCUGUACUCCAUACUCAAUUAUCGAUCUUGGCUUGGAAAUGUACUUCAUUUUACCAUUAUCAACCCGUUUAAUUUUAUUCAGCAUUUUUUAAUGAGUUUUGUGAGACCAUCACCACCUGUUGAAGCUCCAAGAACGAUUAAUUAUCAUUUUAAAAAUAAAAAGCAAACUGUCAAAAAGUCAAAAUACAAAUCAGUUUCAAAUAUCCAUACAUUGAAUACUAAGAACUCUGAUGAUGAUGAAAACAAUACAUACAAUGGAAACUCUACACAACAAUUGUAACUUAAGUGUCUUGAAUAAAUCAUUCUUAUAAACUUAAACAAUAUAUAUCUGUAAAAACCA